AUGGUGAAAUCAUACUUCAAAUUCGAGCAUUCGAAUACGUUCGGGCUCGUCGCUUCGGCAUCCUCGAAUGCGAUCUGGGCCAAAGAGGAACAGACCGGUGCUGCACGCCAGACAGGCACCGGGCGGGCCAUUGUCGGCGCCAGUGAGGAAGUUCUCUGUUGGGAUGUGAAGAAGGGAGAACUUUUGGGAAGAUGGCGCGAUUCUGCUUGCAGAGCGCAGGUUAGUGUGGUCACGCAGAGCAAGACCGAUGAGGAUAUCUUCGCAGUCGGCUACGACGACGGAAGCAUUCGUCUCUGGGAUUCGCGAACCUCUACCGUUCUCAUUUCUUUCAACGGUCACAAAUCCGCCAUUACACAGCUGGUCUUCGACAAUGCAGGUGUGCGCCUCGCCAGUGGUUCUAAGGAUACGGACAUCAUAGUUUGGGAUCUGAUCACUGAGACCGGUCUUUUCAAGCUCCGUGGACAUACGGAUCAGAUCACCUCGCUGCACUUCUUGUUCCCUUCGGCGGAACUGCUCACUGCUUCCGGCAUGGGUGACCAUGCGGGUUUCUUGUUGACCACCGGCAAGGAUGCGUUGAUCAAGGUGUGGGAUUUGGCCUCGCAGCACUGCAUCGAGACACAUGUGGCACAAUCGAACGGCGAGUGCUGGAGCUUGGGCCUUUCGCCUGAUCAGGGCGGUUGUAUCACAGCCGGCAAUGACGGUGAAUUGAAAGUCUGGUCGAUCGAUGAGGCGGCUAUGGUGGAGAUCUCCAAGGAAAAGGUUGGCGUGGACGGUCGCAGAAUCCUCUCUGACCGAGGAACCUUCUACCGAAACGGCAAGGACCGCACCAUCGGCAUUCGCUUCCACCCCCGCUCAGACUACAUUGGAAUUCACGGCUCCGAGAAGUCGGUUGAAGUCUGGCGAAUCCGUUCCCAGUCAGAGGUGCAAAAGAGCAUGGCACGGAAGAAGAAGAGAAGAAAGGAGAAGGACACACAAAAGGCCGAGGAGAAUGGCGCAGAGCAGGAGGCUGACAAGGCUGAUGAUGUUGCCAAUGCUCCUGUGUCCGAGGUCUUUGUUCCCCACGUUAUUGUGCGGACUGGUGGAAAGGUUCGCUCUUUCGACUGGAUGCUCAACAAAUCGAACGGUUUGAACCUUCUGGCCGCUACGACGAAUAACCAGCUUGAGGCAUACAAUGUUGUGCCGGCAAACAAGAAGAACACCGACAGCGAAGACACCGACUACUCUCGGAGUCUGGCCGUUGAUAUUCCCGGUCACAGAACCGAUAUUCGCUCAAUCGCAUUGAGCUCCGACGACCGCAUGCUUGCUUCUGCCUCAAACGGCAGCCUCAAGAUUUGGAACGUCCAAACAGAGAGCUGUCUACGAACUCUUGAGUGUGGAUACUCCCUGUGCUCUGCUUUCCUUCCUGGUGACAAGAUCGUGGUUGUCGGCAACAAGAACGGAGAACUUGAGGUAUUCGAUAUCGCAUCCUCGACAUUGCUGGAUACUAUUAAGGCACACGAGGGACCUGUUUGGUCACUUCAUGUACACCCCGAUGGAAAGUCGAUGGUCAGUGGAAGUGCGGACAAGACUGCCAAGUUCUGGGAAUUCAAGGUGGUUCAGGAGGAAAUUCCUGGAACCAAGCGCACCACCCCCCGUCUGAAGUUGUCACACACAAGAACCUUGAAGGUGAAUGAUGAUAUCCUCAAUCUUCGCUUCUCUCCCGAUGCUCGUCUUUUGGCAGUUUCUCUGCUGGACAACACCGUGAAGGUCUUCUUCGUCGACUCGUUGAAGCUCUUCCUCAAUCUCUAUGGACAUAAACUUCCUGUUCUGAGCAUGGACAUUUCUUACGAUACCAAGCUAAUUGUGACCUGCUCUGCUGAUAAGACAGUCCGACUCUGGGGUCUGGACUUUGGUGAUUGCCACAAGGCCUUCUUGGCUCACGAAGACAGCAUCAUGUCAGUCGCCUUUGUUCCCCACAACAAGGACGGGAACGGUCACAACUUCUUCAGUGCUAGCAAGGAUCGACAGAUCAAGUACUGGGACGGUGACAAGUUCGAGCAGAUUCAGCGUCUUGUUGGUCACCACGGCGAGAUCUGGGCUCUCGCUAUGAGUCGCUCUGGUGAAUUCAUCGUCAGUGCCAGCCACGAUAAGAGUCUUCGCAUCUGGCAACAAACAGAUGAGCCACUCUUCCUGGAGGAAGAACGCGAGAAGGAAAUGGAAGAGCAAUACGACAGCACACUCACCGCAUCUCUCGAGCAAGACGAGGACGGUGAAGAUGGUGAGAAGCCCGAGGCCGUCGACGCUGGAAAGCAAACAACCGGUACCCUCAUGGCCGGAGAAAAGAUCAUGGAAGCUCUGGAGCUCGGUAUCGAAGAUCUCGAAGUAGUGCGCGAAUGGCGCCUAGUCAAGGCCGCCAACCCCAACGCCGCCGCCCCAGACCGCAACCCAGUCUACCUAGCCUUGAACAACGUCUCCGCCGAACAGCACGUCCUAAACACAGUGCAAAAGAUCCCCGCCGCCGCACUCCAAGAUGCCCUCCUGGUCCUCCCCUUCUCCGCCCUCUCCAACCUCUUCACCUUCCUCAACAUCUUCGCCGACCGCGAAUGGAACGUCCCCCUCACCUGCCGCGUACUUUUCUUCAUCCUGAAGACCCACCAUCGCCAGAUCGUAGCAAGCAAGAUGAUGCGUCCAAUGCUGGACAGCAUCCGAGUGUCGCUGCGUCGGGUCCUCGCCCGCCAAAAGGACGAGAUGGGCUUCAACCUAUCCGCGCUUCAAUUCAUCGGAAACCAGAUCCGCGAUCAAGGCACAUCGGACUACAUUGAUGAAGAGACUUGGGAGGAGCAGCAAACGAGAAAGGGAACCGGCAAGAAGCGCCAGUUUGUUAGCGUUGCCUAG
Molecule: messenger RNA, 2874 nt
Organism: Penicillium antarcticum
Lineage: Eukaryota; Fungi; Ascomycota; Eurotiomycetes; Eurotiales; Aspergillaceae
Product: snoRNA-binding rRNA-processing protein DIP2
Exons: 3
Coding region: 1-2874 (957 amino acids)
Biological process (GO): maturation of SSU-rRNA
Cellular component (GO): small-subunit processome; Pwp2p-containing subcomplex of 90S preribosome
Molecular function (GO): protein binding; snoRNA binding
Source: RefSeq, a predicted model, not a curated record